Molecule: messenger RNA, 2700 nt
Organism: Chrysochloris asiatica (Cape golden mole)
Lineage: Eukaryota; Metazoa; Chordata; Mammalia; Afrosoricida; Chrysochloridae
Gene: ERMP1
Product: endoplasmic reticulum metallopeptidase 1
Exons: 15
Coding region: 1-2700 (899 amino acids)
Biological process (GO): proteolysis
Molecular function (GO): metalloexopeptidase activity
Source: RefSeq, a predicted model, not a curated record
AUGGAGUGGGGCUCAGAGUCUUCGGCCGUGAGACGGCACCGCAUCGGAGGGGAGCGUCAAAAAGGCUCGGCGGCGCUGCAGUGCGAGAAGGAGGCCCCGGCGCCGGAGCCCCUGGCAGCCGCUGGGGGCGGCGGCAGCGCAAGGACGCGGAAGCGGAGCCCGGGCAGCGGCGAUGCGGGAAGCGGGCUGUCUGAGGCGCGCGCCGCACUGGGGCUCGCGCUCUACCUGCUGGCGCUGCGGGCGCUCGUGCAGCUUUCCCUGCAGCAGCUCGUACUGCGCGGGACCGCGGGGAGCCACGGCGAGUUCGACGCGCGCCACGCCAGGAAUUAUCUUGAACAUAUAACAUCCAUUGGUCCCAGGACAACAGGAAGUCCGGAGAAUGAAAUUUUGACAGUUCGCUAUCUUCUGGAGCAGAUUAAAGUAAUUGAAGAGCAAAGCAACCGUGUUCACAAGAUUACAGUGGAUAUACAACGGCCUACGGGCUCCUUCAGCAUCGAUUUCUUGGGAGGUUUCACAAGUUAUUAUGAUAACAUCACCAACGUUGUUGUGAAGCUAGAACCCAGAAGGGGAGCCCAGCAUGCCGUCCUGGCAAACUGUCAUUUUGACUCUGUGCCUAACUCACCAGGUGCCAGUGAUGAUGCAGUUAGCUGUUCAGUGAUGCUAGAAGUCCUCCGGGUCUUGUCGACGUCGCCAGAAGCCUUCCAUCAUGCCGUCAUCUUCCUCUUUAACGGUGCUGAGGAAAACGUCUUACAAGCCAGCCACGGCUUCAUUACUCAGCACCCCUGGGCCAGCUCGAUCCGUGCAUUUAUUAACCUGGAGGCUGCCGGGGUAGGAGGGAAAGAACUUGUGUUCCAAACAGGCCCUGAAAACCCUUGGUUGGUCCAGGCGUAUGUGUCAGCAGCCAAACACCCCUUUGCUUCUGUGGUGGCUCAGGAGGUGUUUCAGAGCGGCAUCAUUCCUUCCGAUACAGACUUCCGUAUCUUCAGGGACUUUGGGAACAUUCCAGGAAUUGACUUAGCUUUUAUCGAGAAUGGAUACAUUUAUCACACCAAGUAUGACACGGCAGACAGGAUACAGACAGAUUCCAUUCAGCGAGCAGGUGAUAACAUUUUAGCGGUUCUUAAAUACCUAGCUACGUCCGACAUGCUGGCCUCUUCCUCCAAGUACCAACAUGGAAACAUGGUCUUCUUCGAUGUCUUCGGCCUCUUCGUCAUUGCCUACCCCUCCCGUGUUGGCUCGAUAAUUAACUACAUGGUGGUCAUGGCUGCUGUACUCUACCUGGGCAAAAAAUUGCUGCAGCCCAGACGUAAGACGGCUCACUACACGAAGGACUUCGUCUGUGGGCUCGGCAUCACGCUGACAAGCUGGUUCACCAGCCUCAUCACCGUUCUCAUCCUAGCUGUACUCGUCUCUCUUACCGGACAGUCUCUCUCAUGGUACAGCCACUUCUAUGUGUCCGUUUGUCUCUAUGGAACUGCAGCUGCAGCCAAAAUCAUAUUUAUACACACCCUCGCAAAAAGAUUUUAUUACGUGAACUCCAGCAGUCAGUACCUGGGCGAACUGUACUUUGACAUCUCGCUGUCUGUGCACUGUGCUUCCCUGAUCAUGCUCACGAGCCAAGGCCUCUGCUUGGCGUUCAUCAGUGCUGUCUGGGUGGGCUUCCCACUACUCACGAAGCUCUUGGUUCACAAGCAUUUUCAGCAGCAUGGUGCUGGAGGAAAAUUCCUGGUGGUUUACCUUUUGGGGAUGUUUAUCCCUUACCUGUACACGUUAUAUCUCAUCUGGGCAGUGUUUGAGAUGUUCACCCCCAUCCUCGGAAGGAGUGGCUCGCAAAUCCCACCUGACGUGGUGCUGGCUUCCAUUCUGGCCGGGUGUAUAAUGGUCCUCUCUUCCUUUUUUAUUAACUUCAUCUACCUUGUCAAAAGCACAAAAAGGACCAUGGUGACUUUGACUUUGGUGUGUGCGGUGACCUUCCUGCUGGUUUGCAAGGGAACAUUUUUCCCUUACAGCUCCGAUCCUGCUAGUCCAAAGCCAAAGAGGGUGUUCCUGCAGCAUGUGACUAGAACGUUUCAUGGCUUGGAUGGAAAUGUGGCCAAACGGGACUCUGGCAUAUGGAUCAAUGGAUUUGAUUACACUGGAAUGUCUCACAUAACUCCACACGUGCCUGAGAUCAACGACACCAUCCAAGCUUACUGCGAGGAGACAGCGCCCCUGUGUGGUUUCCCGUGGUACCUCCCCGUGCACUUUCUCAUCAAGACCAACUGGUACCUUCCUGCUUCGGAAGUUUCUCCGCGAGCCCGGCCUCAGCUCAGACUCACGUCCAAGGAGCAGACCCCCUGGGAUGCUAUAAGGUUGACCUUUGAAGCAACAGGACCAAGCCACAUAUCGCUCUACAUCCGAACCCACAAAGGGUCGACGCUCACCCAGUGGUCUUUCGGCAACGGUACCCCAGUUACGAGCAAAGGCGGUGACUACUUUGUGUUUUACUCGCAUGGACUCCAGGCCUCCGCGUGGCGGUUCUGGAUCGAAGUACAGGUUGCAGAAGAGCAGCCAGAAGGUCUGGUCACCAUGGCCCUGGCUGCCCACUAUUUCUCUGGGGAAGACAAGCGUUCGCCCCAGCUGGAUGCACUGAAGGACAAGUUCCCCAACUGGACAUUUCCCUCUGCUUGGGUGUGCACCUACGACCUCUUUGUGUUUUAA